This is a messenger RNA of Opisthorchis viverrini, 1530 nucleotides long. RefSeq lists its product as hypothetical. The transcript has a single exon. NCBI's taxonomy places the organism in Eukaryota, Metazoa, Platyhelminthes, Trematoda, Opisthorchiida, Opisthorchiidae. Bases 1 to 1530 code for a protein of 509 amino acids. The record is from RefSeq and is a predicted model, not a curated record.
AUGAACAGGUUUUCGUGCACUGCAAAACCCAAAGAUCUGAGUAGCCUGUACAGUGGUGAAGAUGGAAGCCAACUGGACGAUACAGAACCCCGAUUUGUGAGAAGGACCAAGGAUCCAAUCGGUUGCUUUGGCGUUGCGUACACGAUCAGGAAAGGUAAAGAGCGAUCAGUGAGAAUGGGAUCGAAGAAAAACUUUACGUCGAACGCUGGUGUGCCCACCUGCGAGGACCCCCGCGUACUUCAAUGGGUACUGUCAAAUCGAGGGAAAAGGUGGACUGUAGAUAGUGGCAAAUCUCUUCAUCCCUAUCUAUUGUGGCGAAGUAUCAACCCAAACGACAAUAGGCCUGAAGAAAACCUUAAUACCCGGAUGGUGUUACAACGAGCAAAGUCUGUUGAUGGUCUGACAACUAUAGCGAAUGAUCAGCUUUACGAUACCCCAAAAGCAAAGAGGGGGAAUGGGUCGAUGGAAUCAUCAACAAAUACCCUGUCAAACGACAUGUUAUAUGAAAAAAUAGAGUUCUCCUCACGUUGCCCCUCACAAACAACUUCCUUAUCGUCGGCAUUUCUGGGAAACCACACAGAUGUCACAAGAAAUAACAACCGGCCGUGGGUUAAUAAUGCCGACCAGCGAAGAUCCAGAACGCAGGAAUUUGGCGUAUCCGACCAUCGUGCUACCCAGAGAUCGACGCAGCUUCGUAUACAAACAAUGGUAUUGCCGGGGUGGAAGCAGAGAAUCAACGAAAAUCAACCAGCCAUGGAUAUGAACGACUAUGAAGCAGUAUGCAACAGUCUCACAACACCGACUGAAGCCGCUAGAAGUGCAAAUAUGACUUCCAGCACCAGUACAAUCACAACGACCAGUUCAGAAUCGCAAACACGGAAGGGCAAACGGUUUAUAUCAACAGCAACAAUCUAUUUAUCCGGUAGGCUGAAAGAUUAUGCUCAAGGGGAGUCUUCGGGUCCAAAAACCAUAGGUAUUCUGAACCAGCCGAGCAAUUCUCCCAGAAUAAGAGCUAAAGCAUGUGAUUUACAGAGCAGAACGCAGAAUAUGAAAGUUGAAACUAUCACAACUAAAAGAACAGCGUUUGAAUCAUCGUUGGUGAGCAACAAUAACCUCUAUGAUAGAAGCGACAGUGGAUCACGUUCAGCAAGCGAAACAGAGGCACAGACGUUUGCUAAUUUCCCACUACAUGAUGAGUUUCUGGGACUCUCACUUAUACAGUCCAGUUGUCCAACGAUUGACACAGAGGAUGAUCACGUGACAUCCGUUUCACAGAAAAUACCCGAAAUGGAGUGGGACUCCACAUUUGAGGGUGCAUGUGGUGCAGUCGGGUCACCGGUAUGGGCGCACAUAACGUCCGAGAGCGAACAAAAUGUUACUGGGCGGAGUUUUCCAAAAAACGAUGCACGAAACAACGAUCAAAUGGGGCCAGUACGCUCCAAGCAGUGGUGCAACCUGCGGUCCACACCACUUGUAAAACCACUAACAAAGGAGAAUCUUGGAAUGCACAAUGCGAAUUGGGCAGGUUAA